Molecule: messenger RNA, 848 nt
Organism: Toxotes jaculatrix (banded archerfish)
Lineage: Eukaryota; Metazoa; Chordata; Actinopteri; Toxotidae
Gene: c4h22orf23
Product: chromosome 4 C22orf23 homolog
Exons: 7
Coding region: 64-744 (226 amino acids)
Source: RefSeq, a predicted model, not a curated record
CAGAAAUAAGCACUGAAGUGAGUUUACGAAGGACGUGUGAUAGGACAAGUGUUUCAGUUGCAGAUGGAGGCCUCUUCGCAAAGCAGAGCUGGAGGACUGUGGAACAAUGCCAGGGCCACCGCGUACAGCAAGGAGACCCAGGACAUGCUGAGACUAAUGAUGCAGGAGUCCAGGCUCACCAACCUCCAGAGAAAACAGGUCAAUGAAAGUCUGAAGAAUGGAGCAGCUUUGCCAUUGGCCUCUGAUCUCACAUCAUCAGCUUCUCCCCCUCAGCCCAAGACCAGUAAACCUGUCCAGAAACGCCUGCCAGCCAAGCCUCAGCGACGCAGCGCUGAAUCUUGCCGUUCUGGGGACAGCUACGUCAGAGAAAAGUUUCGUCCCACUCCUACGAGAGACUUAGAGAAAGAGAAGAGGAGGCUUCAGAAUAUAUUUGCAACGGGACAAGAAGAACCCACAGCUGUAUGUUCCCAAAAUACUUCUUCAUGUCUGAACUCAGAAGUGGAGGAGGAGAGAGACCGGUUUCAGCAAGUUCUGGAUGAGAUAGAGGAAAGAAGGCAGUUUCUGGCAGACAUGGCCUCUCUGGGUCAGGAGAAGAAGUACAUCAACAUUGUCAACACUGAAAUAUCCCAGAAAAUCAGAGAACUGGAGGCGCUGGACAAGGCCCGCUGUCUCAAGACAGAUACAGUGACAUCAAAACAGAAAGAGGACAGCGCAGAACAGCCAACUGAAGACGUGGAGUCGUAGGAGACAACAGCAGAGAAGACUGACCACAGACUCAACACUUGGAAGUUAGCUACAAACAGUACAACUGCUCAACCAUUCAACACAGACAGGUUCAGAUUAUAAAU